GAAUACGUACACAUGAAAAGCCAUACUGGGGAGAUUCUUCUUACUGUCUGCACUAGGGACCAAAGUAAUUGUAUCAGUAGAGCCGUCUCAGUAUGCACUUGUGAAGUCUUACUUGUGAGAGCAUGUAAAUAAAUGUAAAAUACACAAGAGAUCUCAUGAAGGGAGAAUGAAGUUCAUUUGCACUGUACAUAUUAUCAUCAUUAUACGCUCGUUUUGACACAAACAUAAUAUGUACUUUGCAAGAGCCCAUCCUAUGUAAACAGCAAUUUACUUCAUAUACAGGCAGUCCCCGGUUAUCGGUGGGGAUUCCGUUUUGACUGGCUCAAUGAUGAAGCAAAAAUUGCCAUUAACCAAAAUUCAGCGAUUUAUGGUGCCGAUAACCAGAUUUUGGUGCUGAUAAUUGGUUAAUGGCACCUCUUUUAAGUAUGUGUCGGGGCAAUAACUCAGUUAUCGGUGCUGAUAACCAGAACUUGGUGCAUUAUGGCGCUAGAGAAACCCCAUAAAACUGGAUUGCCAUUAACCGAGUCCACCAAUAAUCCUGUACAUUUCAAUCUGUUCCAAUCCCUGUGUUUCAAGUUCAUUUCACUUGUCUAUUAAUUGUAUAUAUUUUUUUUUUUUACCUCUUAAUUCUUGAUGCAGUAUUACCAUGUGCUCACCAUGGGUUAGUACUUUGAGCGUUCAAGCAUAAUGUAUCUUGCCAAACAGGUCAUUUGUUUGUUUCACCAUUUCCUUACCUUUAGUACUAUUUUCAUGUUUAGCUUUUCUUUUUUCACUGUAUUAAAGAGAUGUGUUGAUUAGGCAUUUGCUUAUCACUGGCCACUUGAGCUUAUGGGUGAAUGGUGUACCAGCUUUGUUUGGAAUGGUUAAGGUAAUCCAAUGAAAACCAAGAUUAAUUUAGCUCUGAAAAAAUGACUGCCAACAUUCAGAUCUAAUUUGUUUUUCCUCAAAGGAUACUCAACAAAGUCAAGUGAGCUUUUAUGCUGUGGGACACUGAAAUUGUAUUUAAAGCUUCUGAUUUACUGUUUGUUAUGAGAGAUUCACAACAUGUUUUUACUCUGAUUCUUUUAAUUUCAUUUUUCAGAGUAUCCCAAACAGAAGGAAAUGACAUCUGAAACAGGUUUCUGGUGUGAAAGCAUAGUGGUUUGGUUUGCGUAAUUGCUUCAUCUCAGAUUGGCAGUUAUAUUAUAUGAAGGUUUUCUUCAGUGGUGUCCAGUUUUGAUAAAAAAGCUAACAAGAAUUCAGCAUAAUACUCUUCAAGUGGUCUGAAAAUGGCAGCUGAAAGCUCAACAUUGCCUACAGUCAAACAACAAAAAGAAAAUUUAGAAGGGGAUGUAACUGAGAUGACAGUUGAUAGCUCUUUGUUUUUAGAGCCUUCUGUAGAAGUCAAGGAAGAGCCAGAAUUUAUUAGCAGUGAUGAAUUUCACGGUGACUACUGCUAUUCUCUAAAGAGUGAGGAAGACUGUGUGAGUUGUGAUGAAGAAAGUGGAAAGAAAAUAAUUGGAGAAAGAAAUGUACAGUUAUACACAGCAGUCACUGAGGAAUCUGUCACCCCUUUUGAAUCUUGUGAAAAGAUUUUCUGUGAAAAAUUCCCUUAUGAAACUGAUGAGAAUAGUUGCAAAAAUGUGGAGAUGUUUUCAUUGAACACUAAUAUGGAAGGGGAGCCAGUAACGCAUGAUGAAUACCAGAGCAGUUAUUCUCCCUCAGAUCAAAUGGGAACCCGGAAGAGUAAUCAUGCUGGAGAGAGACCAUUCACUUGCCCCGAAUGUCAGCGUACUUUUACUCGCUUGAAUAAUCUGAAUAUCCAUGUAAAGUCUCAUAAAGAAAAGGAAAAGAAAUUAUUUACUUGCUCCGAAUGUCAAAAAAGUUUUUUCCGAUCAUGCAUUCUCAGAAGACACAUGAGAAGCCAUACAGGAGAGAGGCCGCUCAGUUGCACUGUAUGUUUGAAAACUUUUGCAUAUUCAAGUAAUCUAAAAAUUCACAUGAGAAGUCACACUGGGGAGAAACCAUACACUUGUUGUGAAUGUCAGAGAAGUUUUAUCAGCUCGAGUCAGCGAAAAAAACACAUGAGAACUCAUACUGGAGAGAGACCUUACACUUGCUCUGUGUGUCAAAAUACGUUCAGUUUCAAAAGAAGUCUCAAGGUCCACAUGAGAACUCACACUGGAGAGAAACCGUACAAUUGCUCUGAAUGUUCCAGUAGUUUUGCUCAUUCAGAUAGUUUCAAAAGGCACAUGAGAACUCAUACUGGAGAGAAAAAACCUUAUGCUUGUCCUGAAUGUCCUAAUAGAUAUUCUUAUUUAAAUAGUCUGAAAAUACACUUAAAAACUCACACUGGAGAGAAAGAGUUCACUUGUCCCGAGUGUCAAAAAAGCUUUGCUUUAAAAAAUGUUCUCAAAACCCAUAUGAGAACUCAUACAGGAGAGAAGCCUUACACUUGCAGUGACUGUCAAAAAAGUUUUACUCAGUUGCAUAGUCUCAGGAAGCACAUAAGAAUUCAUACAGGAGAGAAUUCACCUACAAGAGAGAAGCUAUUUAUUUGCCCUGAAUGUUCAGGUACUUUUUCUCGUUCAGAUACUCUCAAAAUACACAUGAGAACUCACACUGGGUUGAAACCAUUUACUUGCGCUGAGUGUCAAAGUAGUUUUUCCCAAGUGUGUCAUCUUAAGGCCCAUAUGAGAAUUCAUACGGGAGAAAAGCCGUACUCGUGCACAGAAUGUCCGUGUAGUUUUUCUCACUCGAGUCAUCUCAAAAGGCAUAAGCAGAUUCACACUGGAGAGAAGGCUUUCGUUUGUGCCAAAUGUCCAAGUAGUUUUUCUCUCUCCUGUCAUCUUAAAGCACACAUGAGGUGUCAUAUGGAAAAGAAGCCUUAGACUUGUAAUGAAUAUCAUAGAAGUUUCAUCUUAGAAUACAUAUGAAAACUUAUAUAGGAUUGAAGUCAUUUACAGUUCUUAUAUUUUGUACCAAAGUAAUCAUUUCAUUAGGACCUGCUCAAAAUCCACAUAUAAUCUUGUGGAAGAGAGAAUAUCUCGUGGAAGAGAGAAUAUCUCGUGGAAGAGAGAAGCCAGUCAUAUAUGUUAGUGGAGUGUUUCUCAUAUAAUUAAACUCCUCUCAAUAGAGUCUUAGUCAGGAAAAUAUUUCUGGGGCAAAAUUCAGUUUAGGUGUAAAAAUAGCUAGUAUGAUUUUAUAACCAAGAACAAUAGUAAUUGGUACUGCCACUCUCAUUCCAGUACUUUCAGUAUUUAAACUUUGGAGUUAUCAAACUCCUUUAUACGCAUUCUAAGGUCAUGAUCAUUAAAUGAAUUAGUUAAGAGUUUUGGAGUAGAAUUCAAAUUUGCCUGGUGGCUGUGAAGAUGGAUUUUUAACAUUUGUAACAACAGGCAUUUGUAAAAGGAAAUGACAAUAAUUCAAGGAAAUGAGAGCACUACUCUGAAUUUUGUCAUUUCUUUCGUUAUCUUUAUAAUCUCACCUUCAUACCAUCUUCAUAAUUAUCCCUUUUGUGUGGUGACAUGAAACAAUUCUCCUUUACUUUCUUGUUCGUAUAGUAUAGAUCUUUGUCUGUGCUCCUUUUGAUGAUUUUCUGAACCAUCUUGCAGGUCCUUGUCCUAAUUUUACACCUAUACUCUUUUUCUGACCAAGCUGCUCCCUACCCCUUCACAUCAUAAUAUUUUGUCCAGGUCAUAUGUAAUUUCUUUCAAAUGAGCACCAAUGUUCUUUGGCAGAUUAGAUAUCAAGUUUACUCCUCCAGGCCUGUUUUAUCUGAUUAGUAUUAAUCACCUGAAUAAUAAUAAUAUCUGCAACCUUCUUAUUUUUAUUGCAGUCUUCCUACCAACUGAGUACAAUAUGUACGUAUUAGCAUUAGAUAGUUACACCUCUUCAGGAUCUUCCCUAUUGUCUCUGUAAAUUACCAUUCCUGCUGUGUGGAUUAUGCAGUCCUGUCUCAAAAUUAAAAGAUCUUUUAUGUCUUCUAAAGCUAGCUCAACAUGGUGCUUCUUCUCUCACUUUCCCACUUGCCGACAUAACACGUUUUGGUCAGCCAGAAAAAAAAAGAAAGUUUAUCUUUGGCAUUUUCAGUGUACCCAGUUAUAACGUUUUGAAGGGGUUGCAGUAGACAUAUUAAAUAAACCUAUUUUUUAAUCAAGAAUAAAUCCUUUUAUGUAGAGAUUCAAAUUUCAUUUUUCCACAAUCAUCAUCUUUGCUCUUCUUGUAUUGAAUAUCAGUGGAUGUCUUUUGGACGGAGUUCAGGGUUUAAAGACUUCUUUUCCAUAAUUGCCCCCUUUAAAUGUUGAUUCUUAUGCCAAGUCCCUCAGUAUAUACAUCAAUUUCAAGGUGUCACAUCACUUCUUAUUUUACCACUAUUUUUCGGUUCCCAUGCGCUUAUUAUUUGGCCUCUCGUCUAUGUCUUUGAUUAGCUUAUUUUUUUGUUUUGUUAGAAUUGAUUGAAAAAAAAGUCAGUUUAUUAAUAUGAUAGCAAAUUGCUUUUUAAUUAACCCAGUUGAAUACGUAAAUUCAUUACAGUACUUUAGAAAACACGAUGCAAAAUUAAGAUGACACAUGGAUAACAGCAUCGAAAUGAACGGAAGCAUCCAGGGUAACUGAAUACAGGAAAACAUAUCAGAGGGUUAGAAUUCACAUACUGUAGUGUAUUCAAACAAAAUGCUUUCCAGAACAUUUAAACAAAAAAAAAAAAAAAAAAAAAAAAAUUAAAAACAGUUUAAUUGAUAAGGUAUUGUUGGACUUUGAGGAAAUGUUUGUUUCUUCAAGAUUAUUUCUUUGGUUCAUCCAAAAUUUCGUGCAUUUUUUCCCCGGUGCAAAAGUUGUAAGAUAUAAGGUAUAUGUACUAUGUAUACUAUGUUACAAUAUCCCAAUAUAUUAAUAUGUACCUACAAAUUCUGUUACUAUUCUUUACAAUUUAAAGUGAAUACUAUAAAGUUGAGGGAACUGAGUUAUUCACAUUAGCCAGUGAGGGAUUAUAUUGCAUAACCUAUGUAUGAAACAGUAAAUUCUAGACAUUAGUAUUUAUUUUUGUAUUAAUUACAGAUGUACUUACACUUCACUAUACUGUACCAUUUUAGAAUAAAAUCUAUUUCCACUUCACUUUUCGUUUCCAUGUAUAUUUUAUGAUAUUUGUUAUUGAAUGUUUUAGUAUUGUCAUUGAAAAUUGUAAAUUGUUUGUGUUUUCAUAAAUAAGCAUCUUAUACGUAAUGCCCUUGUAUCCAGAGUUCUAAGUUAUGUAUACUGAAAUAUAGAUAGUAUAUUGCAAACAUAAAAUUGAUUGUAUAUACUCUUGUAUUAUAGUUCUCAGCUUAAAUAUUAUUUAUUGAAUUUUAGUUGUAUAUAAAGACAGUUGCUUAUGUAAUUCACCAUGAAUUAAAUGCU
Macrobrachium nipponense is the source of this 5376-nucleotide messenger RNA. RefSeq names its product gastrula zinc finger protein XlCGF57.1-like. The transcript has a single exon. The coding region runs from base 1269 to 2870 and encodes 533 amino acids. Gene Ontology annotation, molecular function: DNA-binding transcription factor activity; RNA polymerase II cis-regulatory region sequence-specific DNA binding. The record is from RefSeq and is a predicted model, not a curated record. Gene Ontology annotation, biological process: regulation of transcription by RNA polymerase II. NCBI's taxonomy places the organism in Eukaryota, Metazoa, Arthropoda, Malacostraca, Decapoda, Palaemonidae.